This is a messenger RNA of Annulohypoxylon truncatum, 1257 nucleotides long. Its product is annotated as alpha/beta-hydrolase. Lineage: Eukaryota; Fungi; Ascomycota; Sordariomycetes; Xylariales; Hypoxylaceae. The record is from RefSeq and is a predicted model, not a curated record. Bases 234 to 995 code for a protein of 253 amino acids. The transcript has 3 exons.
GUUUUGGCCGGUGGAAAAUGCUGAUUAUGUACCGAGGGGAUAGCUAGAAAAUUUGUUUGUUAUAGUAGUGUUAACACUACUUCGCACAUGGGCUAUUUAUUGUGACGCUAUUCUGAUGUAGGUUGUUCUAAUAACUAUACGCAUAAAUACAACCGUUCUUGCUUCACCUUAAGUAGAAUUAUCCUACCUAUUGAUUCACAGAAACGAAAGCAUAUGCUAUUUGGAAACUAAACAUGACAUCUCAAAAGCCCGUCGUCGUCAUAAUUCAUGGCGCCUUCUUUUCGCCGAUGCACUAUCGGAGGCUAAUUGAGCCCCUACGCGCCCAAGGAUAUGUCGUUAUAAGUCCGCCGAUGCCGACGACGGGCCUUGACGAUAGCGUAGCGGGUAAGACUUACGUCGACGAUGUGAAGCGCAUCCUCGAGCUCCUUACCCCCUACCUAGACGAGGGCAGGGAAGCCGUAGUGCUUGGACAUAGCCAAGGCGGCAUCGCAGCUAGUGCCUUGACUGAGGGACAGACCAUCCAAGAUCGCAAAGUCAAGGGGCUGAAAGGAGGCAUCAAAGCAGUCAUAUAUCUCACUGCCCUCGCUAUUCCUGUAAAAGGGGCCACUUUGCUGGGCCUUCUGGGAGGCACGCUACCGCCAAUCUAUCGAGUUGAGGGACCCUUCUAUGUUCUCACAGAGCUGGCCCUUUCUCCAGAGGGCGGUGACAUGAGGGUACCCGAAGAAGAACAACAAGGCCUGGCGAAGAGCUUGGUGCACCAGAGCAAGGCGAGUCUGGAAGCGCCGGUACAGUAUACCGCGGUUGACGUCACUGUUCCCAAGACAUACAUCGUCUGUUCCGAGGACCCGUCGUUACCUGCUACCCUCCAGGAAAGUAUGGCUCAAGCGGCUGGGUGCAAGGUUGUGAAGAUUGAAGCUGGUCACUUUCCAUUUUUAGAGAGCGCUGAGAAAGCCAAAGAAGUCGUCGAUGUCAUUGUCGAGAUUGCCGGACAAUAAUAUGAAUAAUGACCAUAUAUAGAUCACCUCUCAGCUUACCCUUUUGUAUAGUAUCUGUAUAUUAGACGUCAGCCAUCUUAUGCCAUCAAUAAGGCUAAUCAGCUUUGAGCAUGGCGAUAUCUCUAAAUGCUUCUUUAUAAACAUUAUAAAGAUCAUGUAGGCUCAGAUGUUCUUCUCUUCGCUUUUACUCUCGGUUGGACAUGUCCGUAUUGUGUAGCAUGAUUUCACUGUCAGCAAAGGUACAAAUAGUACUGCGCAAGAG